AUGUGGCACGAUGGCAAGAUGCACGGUUUGGGCAAAUACUCGUAUUUUGUGGAAGGUGUCAACUGCAAGGAGUUCAACGGCGUUAGUCUAGAAGGCUCUUUCGACUCUGGUCGGGACGCCGAGAGCCUUGCUGAGUAUAUGGUUUGGUACGAAGACCUCCUCAAGCCGGGGCUUGUGAAUGCGGUUAGGAAUUUAGGCGAGAAGGUCGCUGCUUUGAUUGCCGAAGGAGUUGAUGCGAAUGACCCCAAUCGGGAGGCAUUAGCCACUGAGUUGCUCAUGAGGGAGUCAAGCGAGCUCAAAGCAACUGAAGAUGAAGAACCACACUCAGUGUGGACACGACCAUCGGCUGGAACUGUGGAGGCCCCUGCAUGCCUCACCCCGGAAGCCAGAGCGACUCUUUCAACCGUUCGAGCGCUGUUGGCACGGAGGAUGCUGGUCGCCGCUAUCGCUAGCAUGAUCAAUGAUGACAGCACUGAUCCAGUUGAGACUUCCAAGGGGGCCGAAGGAGAGCCCAGUGAUAGACUGGUGUUUGAUAUACUCAAAGAUGAGGAUGCGAAAGACCUCACUGGUUCAGCCCAACUUCGUAUAUCAUAUCAGAUUGUUCGAAUGAGUGUCGCAUACCCUGAUCCUCGUGAGGAGGGGACUGGUCCAAUUCGUGGGUAUUUUGACUUCUUGAACAUCAACGAGGACGCCGUGGAUGGACACACGUGCGACUGGAGGUUGCUUCGAGUUGACUGCGGCUACGAGGAUACCAUAGACGAGAGAGCGGAAUUGGAAAACCUCAUAGUGUCUAGCAGUCGUGGCAACAAGGGGAAGAAGAAAUGA
Messenger RNA from Perkinsus marinus ATCC 50983, 825 nucleotides. RefSeq lists its product as hypothetical. The record is from RefSeq and is a predicted model, not a curated record. The transcript is spliced from 7 exons. Bases 1 to 825 code for a protein of 274 amino acids. Lineage: Eukaryota; Perkinsozoa; Perkinsida; Perkinsidae.